UGCCGAUCCGUAGCCAAUAGGAAUCGAGGAGUUACCGUAUAGUUCCAGAUGCCUCAUCGGCCGAAGUACGUGGACCUUCUGGCACCCGAAAAACUUGGAAAUGUCUUCUGGAGCACAACAGAGAAAAGAUGCCGCAUGAGUUCGCACUAAUGCAGGUGACGUCAGCAUGACAUGCCGAGUCGGAAGCCGGGUAUCCCCUGAGUAAACAUGCUCGCCGACAUAAUACGCAUAUACUCUUCCUGACGCAUAUAACUGCCUCUCGGUCCAGAUGGCCCGUUACUAACCAAACAUGUACCCUUAUCCUUCCUACCACUACUUCUAUCGUUGGCACCGCCGUCCGUCGCGUCUCCUCUGGUUCGUACUCGGAGCGGGUGCAGCUACUCUCUUCAUGAAGCACCGGGAGGCCGCUCGCGUGAACGGAAAGUUCUACUGGGGCCAUUGCCAGCGACAUUCAGUAAAUUAUGGUCCUGUUCCGCCACAAAGCCGGAUCGCCCAGUGGAGAGAAGAAACGGAGAACUGGAAGCCAACUCCACCACCGGCUGUCCCUGUGGGUAACUCAGUAUACGAGGGAAACUAUUCGAGUGGAUGGCGCGAACAGGAGUGGGAUGCAGAGAAGGAAAAGAUGAAGGCUUUUGGCAAACAGGCCCAGGAUGCCAUGACAGACAUGUCGGAAGCUACGCUGGAUUCCCUGCUUGCCACGGUGACUGCUCUCAAACAGAAACUCGCUCAACAUCGUGCCCAACGAGAGCAACAAGAGAAAUUGCUUGAAGAAGAGAUCGAGCAACACAAGAAACAUCCUCCGCGUUUUGUUUAGAACGUUGCCAACCACAGCGACACCUAUUUGCAAUCAUCUAUAACUUUCCAGCAGUCUUCAGCACUCUGUAUUACCACCCAAUCCAUUAAUGUAUAGUCGACAA
Molecule: messenger RNA, 917 nt
Organism: Desarmillaria tabescens
Lineage: Eukaryota; Fungi; Basidiomycota; Agaricomycetes; Agaricales; Physalacriaceae
Exons: 4
Coding region: 290-814 (174 amino acids)
Source: RefSeq, a predicted model, not a curated record